CCAUUCCCUGUUCCAUUCUUCAUCCAAAAAGUUCCAUCAAAUGGAGUUUACCAAAUUUCUCUUCAUUUUCAUUCUUUUACCUUUCUACCAAGUUCUCUCCUUCUAUGAACAUAAUAAUUUCCAUCCAUACCAAACAUCCUAUACUCUUGAUCCUCAUGCCAUGAUCAUUCAAGCUUGUAACAACAUCCAAAACCAAGCCUUAUGCCUCUCACACAUACAAUCCAACCUUGAUAAUCCUGGUCAUAGGGACCCCAAUUCAAUCCUCAGAGCGGCCGUUCACAACUCCCUCAAUCAGGCAAAGCUAGCCAUUCAAUCAAUCACAAAAUUCAGCACCUUAUCAGCUUCAUCCCGGGAUCAAAUGGCCAUCGAAGAUUGUCAAGAACUUCUCGAUUUCUCGGUCACUGAACUAGCAUGGUCCUUAGGUGAAAUGAGAAAAAUCCGAGCCGGUUCAAGGAACGUCCAUUAUGAGGGAAACCUCAAGGCAUGGCUGAGUGCUGCAUUGAGUAAUCAAGAUACAUGUUUAGAAGGAUUCGAAGGCACGGAUCGACACCUCGAAAACUUCAUCAAGGGAAGUUUAACACAAGUCACUCAACUCAUUAGCAAUGUUCUAACUUUGUAUGUUCAAUUGAAUAGCUUGCCAUUUAAACAACCAAGAAAUGAGAGUAUAAGACAUGAAACUCCAAAAUAUCCAGAGUGGAUGACUAAUGGUGACAAGGAGAUGCUAGUUUCUAGUCCAAAUGGAAUGCAUGUAGAUGCUGUUGUAGCCUUAGAUGGAAGUGGCCGUUAUCGGUCGAUUGCACAGGCUGUGAAUGAGGCUCCUAGCCAUAGUAACAGGAGAUAUGUGAUCUACGUGAAGAGGGGAAUUUACCAUGAAAAUAUUGAUUUGAAGAAGAAAAAGACCAAUAUCAUGCUUGUGGGAGAUGGGAUUGGAGCCACUGUUAUUACUGGUAACAGAAAUUUCAUGCAAGGGUGGACUACAUUUCGAACUGCAACUGUUGGUACGUACUUUUCUGAUGAACCCUUUUUCUUUAUGUUCUUUCGCAACACUGCUGGGCCCAAAACUUUCCAAGGCGUGGCCCUUCGUGUGGACUCAGACCAAUCGGCCUUCUUCAGGUGCAGCAUGGAAGGAUAUCAAGACACACUUUACGCCCAUUCACUCCGUCAAUUCUAUCGCGAAUGCAGCAUUUACGGUACCAUAGAUUUCAUUUUUGGCAAUGGCGCUGCAGUUCUCCAAAACUGCAAGAUUUUCACUAGAGAGCCACUUCCUCAACAAAAGAUCACAAUCACAGCCCAAGGUCGAAAAAGCCCAGACCAAAGCACUGGAUUCUCAAUCCAAGAUAGUCAUAUUUAUACUACUAGGCCCACUUAUUUGGGCAGGCCCUGGAAAAUGUAUUCAAGAACUGUGUACAUGAAUACUUAUAUGAGUGGUAUGGUCCAGCCUAGAGGAUGGUUGGAGUGGUAUGGGAACUUUGCUUUGAAUAGUUUGUGGUAUGGUGAGUAUAAGAAUUAUGGGCCUGGAUCAUCACUUUCGGGUCGGGUUAAGUGGCCCGGUCACCAUAUUAUUAAGGAUCCUUCAACAGCUGGUUUCUUCACUGUUCAACAUUUCAUUGAUGGCAUGUCGUGGUUGCCUGCCACUGGCGUCCACUUCUCAGCUGGUCUUACCAAUUAGUUUGCAGUAACGCAAUUAUAGUACAUUGUUUAGUGGAAUGAAAUGAUGUUUAUAUCAUUAAUUUUUUAUAUAUUGUGUGUGUAUAAUUAUAUUCAAAGACAUUUAUUGGAAAAUAAGGAUUUUUUUUA
Molecule: messenger RNA, 1797 nt
Organism: Lycium ferocissimum
Lineage: Eukaryota; Viridiplantae; Streptophyta; Magnoliopsida; Solanales; Solanaceae
Product: putative pectinesterase/pectinesterase inhibitor 22
Exons: 2
Coding region: 41-1669 (542 amino acids)
Biological process (GO): cell wall modification
Molecular function (GO): pectinesterase activity; pectinesterase inhibitor activity
Source: RefSeq, a predicted model, not a curated record